UCUCUCUCUCCUUUGUCCAUUACUCUUAUUCUCAUUAUUAUUUUUUUCCCUUUGAAUUGUUAUAUUCCUAGCUCCGUGGGUUUGUCCUUAGCUCUCUACUUUAACAAUUCUUUGAUGGCUUGAUUCUCAUAUAAACACCACGGCUAGUAAUAUUCUUUAUUCUUGUAUAAUUAUUAACAAAACUUUUUCUCUUCAGUUUUCUCUACUCUUCUUUUCUCUGUUGUUUCUAUUUCAUUUUCCUUAUAUUACUUAUUGUUAAAGUGGCAGCGUUAUUCACUUUCUGGGAUGGAAGGACACAUGAGUAAACGAAGACGUAUUUAUUCUCUGGAACUAAGGAAGAUAAUCCAAGCCAGUUUUACAAGAAAAUAUGUGAAAUACUUAGUCCUUGCUCUAACAAAGAUCAGUAAAGAAAUAUUGUCUGGCGAAAGCACUGACCAUGAAAUAAAGGAGAUUGUAAGGUAUGAAGUGGAUAUGGCAUUGGCGUUAUCGGCUGAAGGCUUUGCGUGGAGCCAUGCCUUGAAAGACAAGCUUUGAUUAAAUGUCAAUGUAGCUAGAUUUCAAAGCUCUUUAGCUCAUCACCAGCUCCCAUCCUUCAAAAUUUCUUCGUCAACUUAUAGUCCAAACUGUGAGUGGAUAUGGCAUUGGCGUUAUCGACUGAAGGCUUUGCGUGGAGCCAUGCUUGAAAGACAAGCUUUGAUAAAUGUCAAUGUAGCUAGAUUUCAAAGCUCUUUAGCUCAUCACCAGCUCCCAUCCUUCAAAAUUUCUUCGUCAACUUAUAGUCCAAACUGUGGGAACAUGAUACAAAAUGAGGUCGACGAUCACCAAAAUGCAAUUCUCUUAAAGAAGAUUUCUUCUAAGCCUGGCCAUGAACCUACAACUAAGAAAUCAAAAGGGGCUAAAAGAACAGAAAUGCAGCCAGAAAGUACGAAAAAUGAAGAAGUGGAAAGUGGAGAAGAGAAUCAAAUUAGAAGGCGGUUGACAUAUCUAAGGACUCUUUUACCAGGAGCGAGAAAGGUGAUGUUUGAUGAUGAAAUGUUAAGUGAAGUGGGAAGUUAUAUUUCUUGUCUUGAGUUACAAGUGAAUAUUCUUACGUCCAAGGUUGAAAUAAAUUGA
Molecule: messenger RNA, 1113 nt
Organism: Theobroma umbraticum
Lineage: Eukaryota; Viridiplantae; Streptophyta; Magnoliopsida; Malvales; Malvaceae
Product: transcription factor/transcription regulator
Biological process (GO): regulation of DNA-templated transcription
Source: RefSeq, a predicted model, not a curated record